AUGGGUGGUGGGAAGAUCGGGACCUGUUCCAGCUCGAACGGCGCGCAAUAUUCAACUUGGCACUUUAUGACCCACGCAUCUCGGUUUAAAAAGCCAGGGGAUUACCGGACAUUUGAACUUGCGGGGUUUUCCAUCAUUUUGAUACUUGGCAAAGAUAAGCAGCUCCGGGCAUUUCAAAAUAUUUGCCGACACCGAGCGUAUCAAGUUACAAAGAAAGAAUGUGGCAGCUCAACCGUCCUUGGAUGCAGAUACCAUGGGUGGAGCUAUGAUACAACGGGAAGAUUAAUCAAGGCCCCGGAGUUUGAAAGCAUUGCAGGAUUUGAUAAAAACAUGAACGGACUAUGGCCGAUAAAAUUGGAAGUCAAGGAUUCAAUGGUCUUUAUGAACCUUGAUUCUAGCAGCCAAAUCCUGGAUCUAGAGCUCAACGAAUCGGAACAGGCAUUCAAACGCUGGGACUCAAAACAUGUACAUUGUGCUGUGGAAUGGAAAGUGGACUGCGAAUUUAACUGGAAACUUGCUGCCGAAGACUUCUCCCAACUUUUGGCCAAGGAAAAUACAAGAGGUCUGUUUAAUUCACUAAUGGCUCAACGGUUUAAAUAUCAGCGAAGAGAUUUCAACCUUGGGCACACCGCGACAACCCGGCGCCUUGCAUUUGGCACACUUCUUACAAUGCGGCUCCUCCCCCAGUCAGCGGCCAUCACGACCAUACAUUGCUCUAUCUAUAAAAAUCAACCUAUUAAUGAUAAGGUAGAACUCGAGUUCGAAAGUGUGAAGGCAGAAAUUCAGCGUGGAGUUCAACACUUGGAGCAAACACAGAAGAGAUUACUUAAUGGCUAUGGCAACUUCUCGAAACUACAGCAAGAGAAGUACCGCCAAAUUUUGAAGGGACAUAGGGACGCCGAGGCCAGAUUGGGGCAGGAGAUCCACCCUGCAGCCCAGAAGCAGCACUUGACGAUGGGCGGCAAAGCGGACGAUGAAUUCUGCCGCAAACUAGACAACACUCUCGAUGGCGAGGGCACGGCUUGCAGCGCGAGCCACCGAGGCCUUCUUGACUGGUGA
Venustampulla echinocandica is the source of this 1059-nucleotide messenger RNA. RefSeq lists its product as uncharacterized. Lineage: Eukaryota; Fungi; Ascomycota; Leotiomycetes; Helotiales; Pleuroascaceae. The coding region runs from base 1 to 1059 and encodes 352 amino acids. Gene Ontology annotation, molecular function: 2 iron, 2 sulfur cluster binding. The record is from RefSeq and is a predicted model, not a curated record. The transcript has 5 exons.